This is a messenger RNA of Glossina fuscipes, 2300 nucleotides long. RefSeq names its product TAF5-like RNA polymerase II p300/CBP-associated factor-associated factor 65 kDa subunit 5L (gene wda). NCBI's taxonomy places the organism in Eukaryota, Metazoa, Arthropoda, Insecta, Diptera, Glossinidae. Gene Ontology annotation, molecular function: protein binding; RNA polymerase II general transcription initiation factor activity. The transcript is spliced from 8 exons. The record is from RefSeq and is a predicted model, not a curated record. Bases 72 to 2273 code for a protein of 733 amino acids.
UUCCUUAACAAAUGAAAGUGUUUUGUUAAAUUAAAUGAAAAUUUAAAGUGAAAAGGAAUAAAUCUAAAGGAAUGAGUGUACAAAGUAAUCAUCACACAACAUCACCAUUAUGCAGUGGCAAUAAAUCUAAAAAAUCGAAAAAUGAUAUAUUACGAAGCAGUGUAACAAGCUUGUUGAAACAAAAAAAUUUCGUGGGAUCUGAAAAAUUUCGUAAAUCAGAUAUAGUGUUAUUACAAAAUAAGAAGGGCUUCGUAUUGCAAAAAAUGCUAGAGGCUGAUAUGCAUGGCGGCAAUUCGUUCCUCUACUCAAAUGUGUUAUGCUUAACCAAUAAUUAUCACAUGGUGGAUCAACAAUUUGGAAGAUUCUCGCAAUUUGUCGAGUCUCAGCCAGACGAGUUGAAUGCUGAAUUAAAACGCUUUUAUGCACCCAUGUUGUGCCAUUUGUACUUGGAAUUGAUAAAAUCCCGAGAGAGUAAAGGGGCCGUAGAUUUAAUGCGUAAAUAUGCUCAUUUGGUAGCUCCAGUUGAAACCUAUGAGGCACCUUUCGCCACCAAGAUUAAUGGCUGCUCGGUACCGCCGCAUGAAAGCAGUGGUAUGGAAGGGAGCUGGCAAAACUUAAAUAUACGUUAUGUCGAAGAAGCCUUUGCUGAUGAGGAUCCUGAGCUAGAUUAUUUUAUGAAAUUGGUACAAAAAUUAUCAGCCUGUCAAAAAUUAGAUUUAAUUGAAUCCGACGCGGAUAUAGUACAAUUUCGUUCCUCUAAAUAUGAAAUACAUACCAAUGAGGAAGUGGUGAAAGCGUUACGUAACUUCUUGGAAAAAAGAGGACAUGUUCUAAUAUUACAUUUAAUAGUGUCUUGGAUCCAUGUGCGUAUUCUUGAUAAUGAAGUACGAAAUCUAUCUGAAGAAAUGGUAUUCAUGCCAACGGAGGAUACACUCGAAGAUGAGGAUGAAGAUUUAGAACAAAUCAAAGCAAAAAUUCACAUAUCCAACUCUUGCUCGAAUAACGAACGUCCUAAACGCUCCGCUGAAGACUUGCCCGAGGUGAUAAUAAAGUCCGAAAUGGAAACCGACAGUAGUAGCUCGAAGGACUGCAGGUAUAGCGUUAGACAAUGCUUAAAAACGAUAAAAGACUGUCGUGAACAAAUAUACAAAUCCUAUCUAGAUUUUCCACGUAUUUUUAAUAUUAGUGACAAAGGUCAAGGCUUAUCGUGUGCAUCUUUAGAUCCUUAUGAAUGCCACAUAGCUACCGGUUUUAAUAGUUCCGUGAUACAACUGUGGCAAGUAGAUCAGCAUUCAACUCGGGGGAAAAAUCUCUAUAACCGCUUUUCUAAAACUUAUUGCCGCUGGGAACUGAACAACUUUACACUGGAUGAAGAUGAAAUGCUAUUGAAUAUUAAGCGAUUGCAUCGUGAUGACGAUCAACAAGAAACCUAUUAUCGAGAUCAGUAUUUUAGUAAAAAAUAUGAGGAUAAUUCAUAUAACGCAUAUGGUGGGGUUUUCCUGCGUGGUCAUGGUUCCGGCGUAACAGAUAUAAAAUUUUCUUCCCAUCAUCCAUUACUUUUUAGUACCUCUAAAGAUAACAGCAUGCGGUGUUGGCGAGCGGACAGUUUUGACUGCGCCGGCAUAUAUAGGGGGCACCGCUAUCCCAUCUGGUGUUUAGACGAAAGUCCGGUUGGUAUGUAUGUGGCGACUGGCUCAAAGGAUUUAACGGCUCGUCUAUGGUCUUUAGAAAAAGAAUUUCCAUUGAUCACUUACGCCGGCCAUACUCAAGAUGUGGAGUGUGUUGCCUUUCAUCCAAAUGGCGCCUACAUAGCCACAGGAUCUGCUGACUUCACUGUACGUUUAUGGUGCGUGACCAGUGGCAAAUUAAUGCGUGUUUUUGCCGAUUGCAAGCAACCAAUCUGCAGCCUCGCUUUUAGUCCGGACGGCAAAAUGUUGGCAGCUGGUGGAGAAGAAUCAAAAAUCCGCAUCUUUGAUUUAGCUGCAGGUUUUCAACUCAACGAAUUAAAAGAUCACUCAUCAACAGUUGCAAGCAUAGCUUGGAAUACUAAUGGCCGGUUUUUGGCUUCUGCCUGCCGCGAUGGUACAUUACGUGUGUGGGAUGUUAAGAAAUUACUACCCAUUAGCAGUGAGAAUUCUUCUUCGUCAUCGUCGUCGACAUCGCCAUCAUCCAAUAAUUUAAAUCGCCUGCUAGCUCUUCCUUCUAAUUGCCAACGUCUGCUUAAAGUUACAUUUAGUAAUAAUGAUACCAUUUGUUGUCUAGGCGCCAGUUAAAUUACUAUUAUAUUUAUUUUUUAUUUA